GCUGUUGCUGCUGCUGUUCGGCGCCGGCCCUGGCUCGGGCUCCGGCGGGCGGGCAGGGAGGGCGGGAGGAUGAGCGGCGCCUUGCGCGACGUCUCCUUGCAGGACCCGCGCCGUCGCUACGAGCUGGUCCAGCGCAUCGGCUCCGGCACCUACGGCGAUGUCUACAAGGCCCGUGACACGGAGACUGGGGAACUGGCGGCCAUUAAGAUAGUGAAGCUUGAUCCAGGGGACGACAUCGGAUCCAUCCAGCAGGAGAUCACCACGCUCCGGGAUUGCCGCCACCCCAACGUGGUGGCCUAUUUUGGCAGCUACCUCAGGAAUGAGCGCCUCUGGAUCUGUAUGGAAUACUGUGGAGGGGGAUCCCUUCAGGAGAUCUACCACACCACUGGUCCCCUCUCGGAGAAGCAGAUUGCCUACGUCUGCCGGGAGACCCUCCAGGGCCUUCACCACCUACACACCAAAGGGAAGAUGCACAGGGACAUAAAGGGGGCCAACAUCCUGCUUACAGCCAACGGAGACGUGAAACUCGCGGAUUUUGGGGUCUCUGCAGAGCUGACGGCGUCUGUGGCGAAGCGGAACUCCUUCAUUGGGACCCCCUAUUGGAUGGCGCCAGAGGUGGCUGCGGUGGAGAAGAAAGGAGGCUACAACCACCUGUGCGAUAUCUGGGCCCUCGGCAUCACGGCCAUUGAGCUGGCGGAGCUGCAGCCGCCCCUCUUCGACCUGCACCCCAUGAGGGCCUUGAUGCUGAUGUCGAAAAGCAGCUUCCAGCCCCCCAAGCUAAAAGACAAGGCCUGCUGGUCGGCAGAUUUUCACCAUUUCCUCAAACUCUCCUUAACCAAGAACCCCAAAAAGCGUCCCGUGGCAGAAAAACUCCUGCAGCAUCCUUUUGUUAGCCAGCCAUUGGCUCGCGUCUUAGCCAUCGAGCUACUGGAUAAAGCCACGAACCCAGAUUUGGCAGCGGCUGCCCUGGUGGACGAUGGAGACUUAGAGGCUUAUGAAGUUUUUCCUGACAAAAUCCGUUCCCAUCGGCCACACGGGCCAGUUGAAGGGACCCUUGCAGAGAUCCAGUUUAAUCAGGUCAAGUUCGGGCCCCCGCUGAGGAAAGAAACAGAGCCUUGGUGCAGUCUGAAGGAAGAGGAAGAGGAAAACUGGAUGGUGUUAGGAGAUGGAGAGAGCCUCCUUCAGUCGGUGGAAGAAGCACUAGAGGAGAGGAGCCUCACCAUUCGCCCAGCAGGCACCACAGAGAAGGUCCAUGAGGAACAGUGGCCCAGCAGCACUGGUGAGGUGGACAUGAGCACCAUCAAGAGGGGGCCCCUGUGGGAUUUUCUCAACCUGGAGCUGGCCUAUAAGGCUCCCUGGGAGCUCGAGGAGGGCCUUGACUUCCCAGCCCCCGAGUGUCAAAGAAGCCAGAGCCUACCAGACAACGCAGAUCUGGGCGAUCCUUCAGAUACCUCACGGACAGGCUCCCCGAAGCCUGUGGACUCGCUCCUCUCCACAGAAUGGGCUACCAUGAAGAGGAAGGAAGAGGCCACUAGGCUGCUGUGUCAUGGGUUGCCUCCCACUCCAAAAGUCCACAUGGGGGCCUGUUUCUCCAAAGUCUUCAACGGCUGUCCGCUGAAAAUCAACUCGGCUACGACGUGGAUCCACCCAGAAACACGAGAUCUCUACCUAGUGGUGGGAGCCGAAGAAGGCAUCUACACACUCAAUAUCCACGAGCUCCAUGAAGACACAAUGGAGAAGCUCCUUCCACACAGGUGCUCUUGGCUCUACUGUAUGAACAAUGUGCUACUGACCUUAGCUGGGAAGUCCUCCCAGCUCUCUUCCCACAACCUUGUGGGUCUCUUUGAGCAGCGGCGCCAGCUGCAGAAGCGGCAGGUCCCCCUCUCCAUCGCCACCAACCGGCUGACAGAGCGGAUCAUCCCCAGGAAGUUUGCCCUCUCAGCCAAGAUAGCUGACACCAAAGGAUGCUUGAAGUGCCGUGUAGUGCGAAAUCCUUACUCUGGUAGUACCUUCCUCUGUGCUGCACUCCCUUCCAGCCUGGCCCUCCUGCAGUGGUACGAGCCUUUGCAGAAGUUCAUGCUGCUGAAGCACGUCUCUGUGGCGCUGCCCGUCCCGCUGACCCUCUUUGAGCUGCUAGUUGUGGAGACGGAGGAAUACCCGCAAGUGUGCUUGGGGGUCACCGGCACCGACCAGCCAGGGGCGGAGCUGCAUUUCAGCACCCUUUCCCUCAGCACUGGCCUCAGCACUUCAAGCCCUUCAGGUCGGCCCUUGGUCAUGGCCAGCCACGUGACGCAGAUGGACCGAGACACUGUCCUGGUGUGUUUUGAGCGUUGUGUGAGGGUGGUGAACCUCCACGGCGCCCCUCAGGGAGCCCUUCCUCCAGAACUCACGUUCCACUUCCCUAUCGAGACCAUUGUGUGCCUUCAGGACAGUGUCCUGGCCUUCUGGAAACACGGCAUGCAAGGCCGAAGCCUGGAAUCCAGUGAGGUGACGCAGGAGGUGGCGGAUGAGUCCAGAGUGUUCCGGGUCUUGGGAGCUCACAGAGACAUCAUCCUGGAGAGCACCCCUACAGAUAACCCCACGGCGCAGAGCAACCUCUACAUCCUGACGGGUCACGAGAGCAGCUACUGACGACCUCCUUCCAAAGCCUCCAGCCUCUGGGAGGUGGUCAGCUCAGCCUCGUGGGGAUGCACUAUUGUUGGAGACAGAGGGCUGCAAGCCAUGCCUGCCGAUGGCAGAGAUGAUUGCCAACACCUGUGAGUGGCAGAGAGGGGUUGGAAAUCAGAAGAGUCCCCGCUCUGCUGCCACAUACACUGGACACAACCUCGGUUUGGCUCCGGAAAUGCUCUUCGCCCGUCGUCCUUGUCUUCCUGAGAACCUGCUGUGCCCAAGGAUGGGAGGAGCUCUUUCCUCCUGACUUAGGCCAGCAACUCCUGAGAAACUUUUGCAAUAAUUUGACCACUAGCCAUUGGGAAGAAUUUGCAAAUCUUUCCUGGCUGACCCUUUGUGCCUGCUUGAAUGCUUCCCUCCUUCCCUUUAGGAGUUGCGCUCCCGUGAUGCUGUGGAGGGGCGCCAAAAUCUGCUGCCGUGUGAAGACAAUCGUUUGUUGGGUGGGGGAAGCGCACCCCCCCUUCCCUUAGCACUUGAGCUUUAAUUUAAAGGUCUUUCAGGGCACUUUGAGAUUCUGGCCUGCCCCCAUUGACUGGGGGGGGGGGUCGGGCAACAUUUGUUUUGUGGCUGGACAGCUGAGUGGACAAAUGUUGAAGAUGGGCAGGGCUGAGUGAUGAUGAUGAUGAUGAAAGAGGUGGGGUGUCUAUGGGGGUUUGGCGUGUGUGUGUGUGUGUGUGUGUGUGGUUGGGUGUCAUGCUUGUUGAUUGACUAGGUAGGGAGAGUAACUGCCUCCCUGUAUGGAUGGUUGUUAUUUUGGGUGAGACAGUGGUGGCUUAGGUGGCACCUGAGCUCAUCGCCCAACAGAGCCUCUCAGGUGCUCCAGGCCAGUUCUGUCCAUCACUGUAAUUAAUCCCCAUGCAGGACUGUGAAAGGGGCUGUGGAAUCUCUAGUGGAAUCUUUGCAAAUCUCUAGUGGAACCUUUGCAAAUAAACAAAACAAAACCCUACAGUUCCCAGGGGCCUUUAGAGAGAAUGCAAUGCAAGCCAGUUUUGAGAAGGUUUACACUAUGGGAGCCAAACCAGACAGUAUGAUAAACAUCUGCUUCUUGCAUUGCUUGAUGGCCUGUUUUGUUUUUUAUAAAAAGGGGGUGUAACCAAACACAUUAAAUGCAAACUUGCAUGUCAUGUUAUGUGGGGUGUCUUUCGUCCAGCAUGUCAUGGCCUUACCUAUACUGUAGUUGCUAUCUGGAAUGCAAGGAGGAGGAGGCCUGAAUCUUUUCCCCAUGAACCACAGUCCUGAUGAAAAUGGUCCCCAUGAGGGAAUAGGAGCUUCUCUCGCAGGGUAAAUAGCUGCCUGCAGGAUGGUGUGGCAGGAGGGCUGGGGGAAGGAUCCUGAUCCUCAGCUGUUCACUUUAAAGUGCAGUCACACAUUUAAUGUACUGUCUGGGGUUUUGGCCUCCUUUUAGUAGCAUAGAUGUUCACUCUGAGGCAGGCGGUGAAGCUCCAGCUGGGCCAUGUGUUGUGGGUGUCCUGCCCUGGGGGGGGGGUAGGUUGGCUGAAUGACUACUGACUGGACUGCUGCUGUGGUCCUCCUGCCAGGCACACUGACUCAGCUUGCCUUGAAAGCAGAGGAAGGCAGCAUGAGUCACUUCAGGGGAGGUUUGUGUGUGUUUUGGGGGCCCUUCUUUGCUGCCUUUGAAGCCCAGAAGAGACUCCCCAUCAGAAUCACAACUGUGGACCAUCAGGGCUGACCGCAACUCCGCUUAACUUGGAUGCCAGGAACUUUCCUUCCCAGGAUGCCAAUAUCUCUGUGGUUUUUAAUUGCUAAAGCUGGAAUUUAUUGUCUGAGAACAGAGGGGAGAAAACCCAAACUUGAAAAGAAAAUUGCUAUUUAACGUGAGGGUUUGAUAUUAAAUUGUGGUAUUUUA
Messenger RNA from Zootoca vivipara (common lizard), 4537 nucleotides. RefSeq names its product mitogen-activated protein kinase kinase kinase kinase 2 (gene MAP4K2). NCBI's taxonomy places the organism in Eukaryota, Metazoa, Chordata, Lepidosauria, Squamata, Lacertidae. Gene Ontology annotation, molecular function: ATP binding; MAP kinase kinase kinase kinase activity. The record is from RefSeq and is a predicted model, not a curated record. Gene Ontology annotation, cellular component: cytoplasm. Gene Ontology annotation, biological process: protein phosphorylation; intracellular signal transduction.